Molecule: messenger RNA, 924 nt
Organism: Cicer arietinum (chickpea)
Lineage: Eukaryota; Viridiplantae; Streptophyta; Magnoliopsida; Fabales; Fabaceae
Cellular component (GO): membrane
Source: RefSeq, a predicted model, not a curated record
AUGAGGGUCAGAACAAAUUUUCCUCUUCUAUUCUUAUUCACAUAUUUUCUUUCUUCAAUACUUUCAAGUGCUCAAACACCACUCAAGAAUCAUGUUUCAGCUCGUUUACUUGAUGCAAAUCUUCAAGAAUGUGCUUUUAAGUCAUUUUCCACACCAAAAACAGGUGUACCUUAUGAUGCUAAUGUACCCUCCAACUUAACAGGGAUUAAAGUUUCAGCAUUGAGGCUUAGGAGUGGAAGUUUGAAAACAAGAGGUUUCGAAAGGUACAAAGAAUUUGAGAUCCCAAAAGGGGUUAUUGAAAAACCUUAUGUUAAAAGUGUUACAUUGGUGUAUCAAAAUUUAGGUAAUUGGUCUCAAAAAAUUUACCCUUUAGAUGGUUAUUCAUAUUUAGCCCCUAUUCUUGGUUUAUUAGCCUAUGAUGCAACAAAUUUGUAUGCUUCAAAGUUAGAUGAAUUGGAAUUAAGAGCAUCUAGUGAGCCAAUUUUGGUUAAGUUCCCUUAUGUAAAAAAAUCACCACAAUUUGGGGUAUUACCUAAGUGUGUGUAUUUUGAUUUGUAUGGUUAUGUGAAGUUUGAUACUUUAUUAAAUGGAAAUGUUUGUUCAAUAUUUCAACACGGACAUGUUUCAAUUGUUGUGGAAUCAAAUUCAUCAACAACAAUUCCUAGUGAAAGUGGUCGUGGGAAUAAAAAAUUUAAGUUGAGGAUUUUGAUUUCAUCUUUGGUUGUUGGGAUUGUGUGGGUGAUUAUAUUGGGUCUAGUGAUAAUUAGAAUUAUACAAGCUAAAGAAGAGAGAAAGAUUAAGCAAUUGGAAUUGGAAAUUGAUUGCAAUAGAACUUGGAAUAUAUCAUCUAUUGGUGACACCAAAGCACCUUUGGCAUUAGGGACUCGUACAAGACCAAUGAUUGAAAAUGAUUAUGUUCCUUAG